AUGGUGGUGAUGGUCUUACCAACUUUGAAAAAGUUGAUUGAGGAGGCUAUUGAGAAGGCUUAUACUUCUCUAAACAAGCAAUACCCUCUCGCUAAACCUCCUUCUAAAGUCGCCUCGUCUGCCGACUCGGCUCUUUCUACUGGCAAGCCUACUAAGUCUACUACUCCCGCGAAAAAAAGUUUUGAAGAGAUUAAAAAAGACAUUAAUGAAGAAGUUACAAAGCUUCCUAAAACCAUAAAAGAACUUGAAAAUGACUCUUCUAAUGAUGAUGUUACUAAGCGUUUAUCUGACUGUCAGUCCAAGUUGGAGGCUUUGCAGACUGUGAAUAAGCUUGCUGAAUUUGCUGAUUCACUUACUAAAAAACCUGAAAAUGAUAAUAUUUUAACGCAUUUAUGUUCCGCCCUCGAGAAAUUCCUCGGCUUCAAUCCAUCUUCCAAAGGCUACGACGGCUCUGGGAUUGUGUACUCUGACUUGGAUAGGCUGUGUGACGGGGUGAUGGCGUUUUUGCUUAGUAUAAUCACUGACGUAAAUAACAACGAAAACCUUAAGAAAUACAAUACUAAUUUGAAUAGCGUACUUGAAACAAUUAAACAAGCUAAAUAUAAUAGAAAAAAUUUUGAUAGUAGUAUUGCCGCGGUCAGUCAGGGGAUUAGGGCGUGGGUGAAGGGGGUGGAGGAGAGGAAUGAAAAUGUAAUGACGCCUUUAAAUGAGCUGAAUGAAUCGAUAAAUGGGCAUAUGGCUCUUGACAUGAGCGGCGCACUGAUAACAGAGCAGUUGAAAAAUUGGCAGGGUUUUUCUAGCAUCUAUCUUGAAAAAGCAUUGGAUGCCGUUGAGGCUCUAAAUGCGAUUGACGUGGAACUCGCAAAGAAAGUACCGCCCGGAAUAAGGUGCGUAAAACAGUUCGCUCAGAACUUUUGGAAUUCCGUUAAUGAUGAGACCGUUAUAAAUUCAAUUGACGAGCUUGACGCAUCGUUAAUUAAGCAGCGGAGUGAGGUUACAAAGCACAUCAGUAGCAGAAUUAAUGAGGUACAGAAAACGUUGAAUAAAAAAUUCGAUAAGAUUACCGCUAACAUUGAUAUUUUUAGGAAACAGAAAGCUACGCACUUAAAAAAUAUAGAGGAUGCUGUGAAAGCAGCCGAUAAGCUGGCGGAGGAUUUGCUUGCUACAACAGACAGAGGUUUUGAGAAGAAGUACAAAGAUGUAAUCGCUCAUCUGUUUACUGAAAUUAAAGAUAAGGUCGAGGACUUCACUGGAAGCGACUCCGGUAAAAGUACAGAACUUCUGACUAAUUUCAACACUGUUAAAGUCGAGGUCGGUAAACUGGAAGGAAAGGUACGACACGGGUUGGAGGAGUUGAAGAGAAAUAUCGAAAAACUUGCAGAUGAUGUUUACGAUAAUGAAAGCAACAUUCUUGUUAGAGAUGCGUUACGUGCACUUCAGCAGGCUAAACGUAAACUCGUUGAGGCACACGGCAAAGCAUCAGCGCCUUCCAAUAGUUUGUUGAAUAAGUACAGCGGUGCGGCUGGACGGUUUCACGAGCAAUUCGAAAUUUUGAUUAAGGGUGUUGAGGCACUUAACACGUCUGCUGUUACUAGUGAAAUGAACACAUUGGCAUCUGCGGUUGGGGUGCAAUUAGAACGUCUGAAGGAUAUUCAUACAACCGUUAAGGGAGAAGUGGACGAGAAGUUUGGCAAUCUGAAGAAUACAUUAAGUAGUCAGAUUCAGGCACUUAAGGACGCCAUAAAGUCGCAGUUGCAGGAGUAUGUUAAAAAGUUUGGGGAAGGUGGCGAUAAUAAUAGUUGGCAAAACAGUGAUUUGAAUAAGUGUCUUACUGAAGCCAGAAAAUUCCUUGGAAAAAGCGCGGUCGUUGAUUUAAUAGAUGCUAUAAAAACAAAUGGGCAAAAGAUUGCUGAAUAUUUGAUUGCCCAGAUUAAAGAUGGUGACAUUGAAUCUCUCGCGGACAACGCAGCCAAAGAAGGUACAAAGCGUUAUCAAGAUGCGCUUGGUAUGAAGAUCAAUGGCGAAUCGGGAACUGGAGACCUAACUGGCGGUAUCAAGGGUGAGAUACAGAAGGAAAUGGACAAACUCAAACAUCCAAAUAAAAAUGGGCAAGGAUUCCAAAAGGCAUUCAGCAAUUUCGAAAAAGCUCUUGAAGCUGUUCGUCAAUCAUCGAAACCUGUCAAAAUCGCAGAGACAGAUGUACAAAACCAAGUGUACGCAUUGAUUGCUGCUGUAGAGAGUCUCGGCAACUCCAUCAACGACUUCGAUGAAGCAGCUAAUGAGCGUAUUAAGGAUGUGGCCGAAAAGGCUAUUGUGGAAGCAGCCAACACUAUCGGCGCAAGUAAUGGUGAUAUUGAUGUGAAAACAUUGAUGACACAAUUUGAUUCAGCUAAAAGUGCAAUGGACCAGGCCGUUCAGCAAAUUCAAAAGGAGCUGACGGAACUUCAGACCCUUCCAAAUACUGUAGAUAAAAAUCGUGAAAAUACCAAUCUUAUUAUGGCUGAAGUGAAAUCUAGAAUAGAGGAGAUAAAAAAAGAAAUCACCGCCAUCAACCAACCCAUCGAAGCCGCUCAAUCAGCCCUCGAAUCAGCCAUUGGGUCAAUCGAAAAUGUAUUGAAAGACACUCGACAAACUGCGAUGUUCGAAUUUGCGGCUCUCCAAGGUAAUCUGCGGAGUCGGGUAAAUGAAUGUUUCGAUGAAAUCGAAGAGUAUAUCCAAAAGAUGUUCGCAAAGGAAAAAAACGUCGAAUUCCUGUCUCUGAAAAAUUCCAUUGUUGAAGAAAUUCCAAUAAUUAGGAAUACAAUUAACGAAGAUACCAAGGCAGGCCUCAAGGGACUGAUGAACAAGCUAAGCGAUGUUAUCGCCGUACUUAAAGGCGCUGAUACCAAUCUAAGCACAUAUUCAAACUGGGUUAAAAGUUUCUAUGAAAAGUUCCUGACGUCCCUCCAAUCCCAGCCCGACCUCUCCGACCACUCCCCUCGUCUCACCCCCCUCACCGGCGCCCUCUCCGCCCUGCUGUCCACAAUGCACGACCACAAACACUUCUCUGCCGCCGUCUCCCGCAAGCUCGCCGACCUCCAAACACAGCUCGUCACCCUCACCCCCUCUGCAUUCUCCCAGGCCUCCCCGCUGCUCAACGUCGUCAAGGCCGGCGUCCAGGCGUUCCACGGGGAGCUCGCGAAGCAGUACGUCAGCAGGUACUCGGGGGAGAGGUUCACUGAUGAGGUGGUUAAAGAUAAGCCUUUAUCUAAUCCUAAAACAGUUAUACCUCCCGCAAAAGCUGUUGACAACACCGAAAUAACCGAGUACAGAAGGAAGUGCGCGAAGGUGUUUUUGACGCUGCUGGAUAUACUGAGUCAUGGUUUCUAUAAGAUGGCAACAGAAUGUCCUAAAUUGUGGAAAGGCAAGCAAAUUAAUACGUAUGAAGAGAAUGCAUUUGGCAAAUGGCUAGAGGAGCAAGGCUACGAAUUGAACUCCGAGGGCGGUAAACAGCAUGGUGAGCUGCAGGACAAGAGAGAGAUGAAAGGUCAAGAGAUUUAUGAGAAGCUGCUUACCAAAAAAUUAGAGAACCUACCACAAGUAGAUUUUGCAAAAUGGAAAACGGAAAUGAUUAGGCAAAACAAAGGUAGCAACCGUAAUAUUAGAGAAAUCAACGUUGUCGACAUUAUGCAAUUCCUCUACGGACAAGUAGAAAAUUUCUACCUUGCCAGUCACUUAAGACAUAUCGAAAGACCCAAAGCACCGUGUAACAUAUAUCAGAUGCUUUGUUGGCUUAGAGGUUUGUGGUACAGUCCCAUGCGUCGUCCCGUUUAUGUACAGAUGAAAAGUCUGUUUGCUAAGCCGACUAAAGAGGACAAGCGAGAUUACGGCGAUAUCAAGUAUCAUGAAUUAAUACAAGAGGCAUCACAAAAGUUCACCGCUGAGACUGUCGCCUACAGUCUCAAUGAUGUCUGCACCCAGGCCGGCACAGUACUGACUACUAUCCUCGGCCACGGCCACCAGGACGGGCGGUAUGCCUGCGAAUUGCUUACCAACCCGGAUGAUCUGGACUAUCCAAGUAAUGCUGGUGCGUGCUUUGACAUGUUAGUUGACAUGUUGCUCAGAGUGCAACACCAGUUGUAUUUCUUGUUCACUCAGUGCUCACGCACCAAUGAGUCCACUAGUUGGCGCAAGUGCUGGUACGGUAAGGACAUCGGUGGGUCCGACUGGAGGUGCAACAGUAUCCAAUGUCCCAACCAAAUAUGUAACCAAAACGGUGACCAAAGAGCCAACCAAAAGGACGGCCAAACAUGUGAAAAGCAUCCUGACUGCGGUCUGAAAUCACCCCUCCAGUCAUUUUUAGAAGACGGUCUGCAGGGCUUCCUUCCACAUCAGUUUAAGAAGCCGGGAUGCAAAUUAGAAUGCACUGCGUCAAACCACAGAGGCAUUCCGUGCAAAACGCCGAUGGGCUUCACCGACCUCAGCGUAACAGCUUCAGACAGAGGCACGGGUGAGCGUCUUAUGAAAGUGUUGAGUAAACUGUGCGGUGACUCAAACAGCCCCCUUAACAAAGUUUGCAGUUACCUGCAGUGUCUUCUCCAACGUCCUCCGGAGACGCUUGCUGACAUGUUCAGCUUCUACUAUCAUCUUACCGAUCGCUGGGGUAUGCAUGGUCAAACGCAUAAACAGCAGGCAUUUGAAAAGAAAGUUAACGCUGCCAAUUUUGAGCGUACAUACGAUGAGUUGAAAGUCUACUACCUAUUUUCCGCUAGUCACUCAGCAGCGUGGAAGGGGCAUGCCGCUGGUAGCCUGGGCAGUCUCGUAUGCUCAUCACGGGACUCCGUCGUAUGCGGUCCUUAUCUGCGUCCCAUCAGUCACGCCAUCUACGAAACGUUCUCGUCAGAACACGCCGAUAAGUAUCUGUCGUGGAUCGUUUACCUGACGGCAUCGUUCUACGAUCUGCUUAAAAAGUUGUACGAUGAGUGCAAUUUCAAAUGCGGUGCCAGGGGGUCGAAUUGCCACGUGAAAGCGUGCGUCAAGGAGUGUCCAACUACAACCAUAGAGCAAGAUCCGCCACGAUAUCACGAUGCCAAAUGCAAAUCCAUUGUAAGCUGUAAUGCCACGCUGCCGACAUUGGAGAAAUACGGCUUUGUUCUCGGCGAUCCGGAGAGGCUGAACGGAAGUGAACGAUCGCAAACGAAACGCACGUGCAGAGAUUUCUGUACAGUAUUUGCGGAGGCAUUUGACAAAGACUCACAUCUUGUGAAGUUUUUCAAAGCCAUUGAUAAUUUCAUGUUCACCAUCCGCGCACCUUUCUUGUGGACCACCGUCGCACUCUGGUCGCUGUCCCUCUUCUACCUCAUCUGCGUCAUGGUUGGCAGACUGGAUGUGCUCCACAUACGCUCGCACCUGAGGAUACCGUCGUCGCACAGGAUAACGGCGCAGUCGCUGUUGGCUGCAGCGCAAGUCGGAAGGCUUGCCAAGAUAUCGUAUCUACAGCCGUGA
Babesia bigemina is the source of this 5484-nucleotide messenger RNA. RefSeq lists its product as hypothetical. The transcript has 2 exons. Lineage: Eukaryota; Apicomplexa; Aconoidasida; Piroplasmida; Babesiidae. The record is from RefSeq and is a predicted model, not a curated record. The coding region runs from base 1 to 5484 and encodes 1827 amino acids.